UUAUUUUAUGAAUUUUCAAACCAGCGUUGUUCGCGCCUCUAAACGUUCUAGCAACUCUCGAAUUUUUCUUUCUUUCCUUAUUUUUUUCUUUUUUCUCAAUUUUCCGCUUCCGCCUUUUUUUGACUACUUAAACAAUAAUUGUUUGGGCAGCCGUUCUCUUUUUUUUUUAUAAAUUACGUAUAUUUUUAUUUUAAACGAUUGUUAUUUUCAACGAGAAUUGAGUGAAAAAAAAAAUGAAAAAGUCAAUUUGGCGAAUACAGGCACCCCCCCCCCCCCCCCCCCCCCGCAAAAAAUAUUUUUUUAUAUUUGAGACACGCACUUUAAAAUUGUAAUACUUUUUAAGUAUUUAAAGGGGACAACAAACUUUUGAGUAAUUUAAAAGAAAAUUGAAUUUGACAGAAAAGGAAGACAUAGGAAAGGAAAGAGGAAAAAGUUUGUUGAACUAUUAAGGAAGAAGGUUCUAUAAAACAUUGUAGGUAUUUAAAAAAUAUUUGAGUUUUUGGCUUACACCCACGCGACUAUUAAUUCCAUCACUAAAUUAAGGAGGAAAUUACCUAAAUUAAGUUGUAACUGAUCAAAACGGUAUCUCUCUAAAAGGACACACUUCGGACUGAGUUUCAUCGACGUUAGAAAGGCGACGUCUGAGGGAGGGAGGGAGGGAGGGAGGGAGGGAGGGAGGGAGGGAGGGAGGAAAGGAUGGAGGGAGUGUAGUUAUCAUCGAGAGAUUUGAUUUUAUUAAAAAAACAACCGUAUUUCUUCUAAUAGUGCAGACUCCCU
Molecule: messenger RNA, 777 nt
Organism: Meloidogyne enterolobii
Lineage: Eukaryota; Metazoa; Nematoda; Chromadorea; Rhabditida; Meloidogynidae
Source: the annotation of a GenBank genome assembly